Messenger RNA from Orussus abietinus, 841 nucleotides. RefSeq lists its product as uncharacterized. The coding region runs from base 53 to 667 and encodes 204 amino acids. Gene Ontology annotation, cellular component: extracellular region. The transcript is spliced from 2 exons. NCBI's taxonomy places the organism in Eukaryota, Metazoa, Arthropoda, Insecta, Hymenoptera, Orussidae. Gene Ontology annotation, biological process: lipid transport. Gene Ontology annotation, molecular function: lipid binding. The record is from RefSeq and is a predicted model, not a curated record.
UUGGUCGCAUCAGUUCUCAGAGAGUCUAGGAGAGUCCCUAUAAAAGAAAAACAUGAGUUUGUUAAAAGUGGCUUUGGUGACGAUGCUCGUGGUGGCCGGCGCGACCGCCCGCAGGUCGAGGGACUCCCCUGCGACGGCGGCGACCCCGACUCCAACGCCGAAUGCCCUCGCUGACCUCAUCACCCAGGCACAGGAGAACAUCAACGCCCUUGGGAAGCAGAUCCAGGAGCAGAUCAACCUCCCCGAUCAGGAGACCGUCGUCAACACCAUCAAGAACCAGAGCACCGCCCUCGUCAACAAUGUGCAGACCUACAUCAACCGGGUCUCCGAAGAGGUGAAGGCGAAGAGUCCGGAGCUGGAGAACUUGUGGACGGGCGUGAAGACCAGGCUGACGAAGGCGAUCGACGACAUCAACGCCCAGAUCCCUGAAGCUCAGGAACAGGUGACCCAGCUGCAGGCCAAGUUCCAGGAAGGCGUGCAGACCCUCGUGAAGGAGUCCCAGAAGGCAGCCACCACCGUCUCCCAGAACUCCGAGAAGGUGCAGGAAGACAUCGCCAAGUUCACGAAGCAAGCCGUCGACAUCGCCGUCCAGGCCACGCAAAACCUGAACAAGCAGCUGCAAGAGGCAGCUGCGAGUACGGUAUCGACAGUGCGAGCCGGCAAUUAAAAUCUAAGAUUUGUAAAACUAAGAUUAACUUCAACCGAACGACCCCCUCGGCGUAUUUUCUCUAGAGCUUAACGCUUACCCUCGUCCCUUUACAUUCGCGCGCUGACAAUCUCCCAGACCAUGUAUUGAGAAUAUAAUUUAUGUCAUUUGUACAAAUACAAGGUGUAAUUUUAA